GUUCCAACACGAGUAUUCAGGGAAGGUUGUGGGCCAAGAUAACGAACAACGAUCCCAGUUUUCUCAAGUCUGAUGUCAGUAAUCACAUGCAGAGAAUGAAGCAACAGAAGUAUGCCCUGGUGAUGUUCAAGUCGACCGUCGACCUCCACCUGGCCGAGGACUGCCAGUUUGAACCACUGGGUGCACAGGAAUUAUGGAUACACCUGGCUUUUGGGAUUCCAAAGAACUCACCCUUGAAAGAUGAUAUAGAAAGAAUAAUGUCCUAUCUGAGCCAGAGUGGUAUUCUGGAGAAGUUGUGGAGGAAGUGGCAUGUGACGAGGAGCGAGCAUCAGUGUGUCAGCAGGAGAAGUAUGGCGGGCAUGACGCUUGAACAGAUCAGUGGCGGCUUCAUCCUUGGUGGCGUGGGGCUGGUGAUCAGCAUCAUCUCUCUGUGUCUUGAGAACCUGGUGCAGUGAGAGUAUUCCACCGAGUUCUUUACUGUGUGGCUGUGUGUUGGGAGAUGCACCGCAAGAGACAUGUGAUGAGCGUUACAUCUAUAGUAUGAACAUUCGUGUGUGAAUCAGUUGUGGGCGAAUCCUGUCAUAGACAAGGUACGCAACUACACGAGGGCUUAUAUCAUGCCUCCAAAAAGGUUACAACAUUUAAUAGCCAACAGAAGCAAUGCAACAUAUAUAACAAAACAUUGAAC
This is a messenger RNA of Haliotis rubra (blacklip abalone), 688 nucleotides long. RefSeq lists its product as uncharacterized. The record is from RefSeq and is a predicted model, not a curated record. NCBI's taxonomy places the organism in Eukaryota, Metazoa, Mollusca, Gastropoda, Lepetellida, Haliotidae. Bases 87 to 455 code for a protein of 122 amino acids. The transcript has 2 exons.